AUGACUACACCGAAUACUGAGGCCCUCCCUCAGUUUCCUGGCGAUGACACUAGGCCGACCAGCAAGCGGGAGCUGGCUGGCUGGUAUUGCUAUGGCUGGGCUGCUGAGGUCUUCGUAGUAUGCGCCAUGGGAUCCUUUCUUCCUAUCACCCUCGAGCAGAUGGCUCGAGAUCGGGGUGUCCUACUCUCAGACAAAACAACACCAUGCAGCGCCACUUGGAGUCCAUCUCUACCACCCGAUGGAAGCAAAUUGGGGUAUCAGACCCAAUCGAAUGGCGGCCAGUGCAUUAUCUAUUUUCUCGGCGCUGAAAUUAACACCGCCAGCUUUGCUUUGUACACGUUCUCACUCAGCGUCUUGGUCCAAGCCAUUUUGAUUAUUUCAAUGUCAGGCGCUGCUGACCAUGGAACUUAUCGCAAGAAACUGUUGAUCAUGUUCGCUUUUAUUGGCUCCAUUGCAACAAUGUUGUUCCUGGCCGUCGUGCCCAGAGUGUACCUUCUAGGUGGACUUCUCGCUAUCAUCUCUAACACGUGCUUUGGUGCAUCAUUUGUCCUCCUCAAUUCGUUCCUCCCGGUUCUAGUUCGUCACCACCCAUCGUUGCUCAAAGAGGGAGAAGGGGAGAGGCCGCCGAGUGAUGUUACGGCGGUCAAUGGCGAAGGUCGGCCUGUCCCAGGAACGAUUGAUCAAACAGAUCCAGAUGACACUACUCCGCUACUGGGGCCUAGCAGUGGGACCAAAGAUCCAUCUCACCUUGCGACUUCUCUGGAGCUUCGACUUUCGACCCAAAUCUCAUCGAAUGGUAUUGGUAUAGGAUAUAUCGGUGCCGUGAUUCUUCAAAUAAUCUCCAUUUUGGUGGUCGUGGUGGUGCGUCCCCCAACAUUCUCUCUACGUGUUGUGCUCUUCUUGAUUGGGCUUUGGUGGUUCAUCUUCACCAUUCCGGCAGCUUUGUGGCUGCGUACCCGGCCCGGCCCGCCUUUGUUAGGAAGUGAUGGCAAGCCACUCGAUUCAUGGAUGGCCCACAUGGCGUACGCCUGGAAAUCACUCGGCAAGACUAUCAUGCGGGCACGACGAUUGAAAGACAUCGGGAUCUUCCUUGCCGCCUGGUUUCUCCUCAGCGACGGGAUCGCGACCGUUAGCGGCACUGCUGUUCUGUUUGCCAAAACAGAAUUGGACAUGAAACCUGCUGCUCUCGGAUUGAUUAAUGUCAUUGUCAUGGUUGCAGGGGUUUUUGGCGCGUUUUCCUGGAGCUACGUAUCGAGUUAUUUUGAUCUGCGAGCUUCACAGACCAUCAUAGCAUGCAUUGUCCUCUUUGAGCUGAUCCCAUUAUAUGGUCUCUUGGGAUUCAUUCCGGCUGUGAAACGCGCGGGACUUGGUCUUCAUCAGCCUUGGGAGAUGUACCCCUUGGGCGCAGUUUAUGGCCUUGUCAUGGGCGGAUUAUCAUCCUAUUGCCGAAGCUUCUUCGGAGAACUCAUCCCUCAAGGCUACGAAGCGGCCUUUUAUGCUCUCUACGCAAUUACGGACAAAGGAUCCAGCAUCUUUGGGCCAGCCAUUGUCGGUUCCAUCACCGAUCGAUACGGGGACAUCCGCCCUGCGUUUGUAUUUUUGGCUAUUUUAAUAAUAGUCCCCCUCCCCCUCAUGCUUUUAGUAAAUGUCGAACGUGGAAAACGGGAUGCCUUAGAGCUGGGGGCCGAGUUGGACGGCACGCCCGAGGGGGCUGGCGAUGGGGCCUGUCCCCAAGUCCCUCGAGGGGAAGAAGCGGUAGAAGAGUAA
This is a messenger RNA of Penicillium olsonii, 1767 nucleotides long. The record is from the annotation of a GenBank genome assembly. Lineage: Eukaryota; Fungi; Ascomycota; Eurotiomycetes; Eurotiales; Aspergillaceae.